GACUUGAGGGGUCAUGGACAUGGACCCACGUCACCUAACAUUGGAAACUUUAAGACAAAGACCACUCUGGAACGUCCAAACAAUGACACGAGGCGAGCGUUGAACAUUUCCAUUGGACACUCAGGAAGCCCUUUUAUUCAUUGGCCUGCCAACCUCAUCCACGCUUCGUUUUUCCCACCGCGAGCUUCUGGCCGACGCGGCUUUUGUUGGCAUCACAGCAGAACUCGAGCAGAUGGUGAGGUGGACCAGUUGAGCACCAGUGACAAGAACUGCCACACGCACAAUCGCGCGUUUGAAAUCAGCUGACUAGCCUUGCUGCGCUGGUCAGCGCCAGGUGAUCCCUGCAUGUUGAGUUGGAGGAGGGCAAGAGAAUCGCGAGCUCAAGGAAGGCUCUUUGUGCGGGUCACCAGUGGCGAGGUUUUUAGUGUUCUACAGUCAGCAGCGGCAGAAGCACAGAGGACAGAAAAAAACGGCUUCUGGAGAGAAUAAAACGUGUCCUCUCUGAAUAUAGACGUCGCUUUGUAAGUUAAAUGUUAUAUUAUUUAUUUUCCAUAGAUAUAGCAGGCUUAAUAUUAUCUUUCAAGACAUAGCGCUCAAAUUUCCUAUUUUUUCCUGGAGCAUCGGAUUCUGUGUGUGUGGAGAGGCAUUCCGCUGGAUGCUAAAACGCUAAGGCUUAUUCUGCUGAAUUCUGAAGUUAAGAGAGAGAAAAACACGUGAGUGGAGGAAGAGGAUAACCCUGACCAUCCCCUGGCCCCAUUCUGAAACACACUCACACACAUUCACCCGCACUGUGGACCGCAGCUCCACCAGCCACUACCAGCCUGUACAGAGAGGACACUGAUGACCAUUGGUUGUUGAUGUCACAUCCCACACCUACCCUCCAGGCCCUCCUCAGGAACCCGGCCUCUCAUCUAAGAGCAGUGUGACCAGACAGAGAGAGCAGACAGCAUGACUCUAAGCCCCCUCCCUUGGCCCCCACUGGCAUGGCUGUGUGUAGGGCUGCUGUUGCCCCUGCUGCCCCUGGUGCGGGGCGGGGAGUGCCCGCGGCUGUGCGUGUGUGAGGUGCGCCCCUGGUUCACCCCCCAGUCCACCUACAGGGAGGCGGCCACAGUGGACUGCAACGACCUGCGGCUGACACGCAUCCCCUCCAACCUAUCCUCUGACACCCAGGUGCUGCUGCUCCAGAGCAACUCCAUCGCCCACACCAGCGGGGAGCUAGAAGCCCUGUUCAACCUGACGGAGCUGGACCUAUCCCAGAAUAACUUCAGCAGUGUGGAAGCCGUGGGCCUGGCCAACAUGAACCAGCUCACCACCCUGCACCUGGAGGAGAACCAGAUCAGCCAGCUGCCCGACCACUGCCUGCAGGACCUGAGCAACCUGCAGGAGCUCUACAUCAACCACAACCAGAUCAGCACCAUUGCCCCAGGGGCCUUCUCUGGCCUGCGCAGCCUGCUGCGCCUCCACCUCAACUCCAACAGGCUCCGGGUCAUCGACAGCCGCUGGUUCGAGGCCACGCCCAACCUGGAGAUCCUGAUGAUCGGCGAUAACCCCGUCAUUGGUAUCCUGGACAUGAACUUCAAGCCCCUGGGGAGUCUGAGGAGCCUGGUUCUGGCCGGCAUGGAUCUCACCGACGUUCCCGGGAGUGCUCUGGUGGGUCUGGAUAACCUGGAAAGCCUGUCCUUCUACGACAACAAGCUGGUCCGAGUUCCCCAGCUGGCCCUGCAGAAAGUGCAGAACCUGAAGUUCCUGGACCUGAACAAGAACCCGGUGCACAAGAUCCAGGAGGGGGACUUCAGGAACAUGUUGCAUCUGAAGGAGCUUGGCAUCAACAACAUGGCUGAGCUGGUGUCCAUCGACCGCUACGCCCUGGACAACCUGCCUGAGCUGACCAAGUUGGAGGGCACCAACAACCCCAAGCUGUCCUUUGUCCACCGGACGGCCUUCAGGGACGUGUCCUCAUUGGAGAGCCUGAUGCUCAACAACAACGCCCUCAAUGCCAUCUACCAGCGCACCGUGGAGGCGCUGCCCAAUCUGCGCGAGAUCAGCCUGCACAGCAACCCGCUGCGCUGUGACUGCGUCAUCCAGUGGAUGAGCUCAAACAGGACCAGUGUGCGAUUCAUGGAGCCGCGGGCCAUGCUGUGUAGCUCACCGCCUGAGCUCCGGGGCCAGCAGGUCAGGGAGGUGAGGCUACAGGACUCCCCAGAGCAGUGCCUGCCCCUCAUCUCCCACAACACCUUCCCCAGCCACCUGAGCCUAGAGCUGGGCAUGAGUGUCAGCUUGGACUGCCGGGCCAUGGCCGAGCCCGAGCCAGAAAUCUACUGGGUGUCACCUAUGGGGAGCAAGAUCACGGUGGACAUGGUGUCAGAGCGGUACCACCUGAGCAGUGAGGGCACCCUGCGGCUGUCCCAAGUCCAGGUGGAGGACUCAGGCCGCUACACCUGCGUGGCUCAGAACACAGAGGGGGCCGACACACGCGUCACCACCAUCCGGGUCAACGGCACCCUGCUGGACAGUGUCGAGGUGAUGAAGAUCUACGUCAAGCAGACCGAGUCCCAUUCCAUUCUGGUCUCCUGGAAGAUUAACUCCAACAUCAUGACCUCCAACCUUAAGUGGGCCUCGGCCACCAUGAAGAUUGACAACCCCCACAUCACCUACACUGCACGCGUGCCCGUCGACGUGCACGAGUACAACCUGACUCACCUGCAGCCGGGCACUGAGUAUGAGGUGUGCCUCACCGUCUCCAACAUCCACCUGCAGACCCACAAGUCGUGUGUCAAUGUGACCACGCGCAGCAACACCUUCGCCCUGGACGUGUCGGACCAGAGGCCUAGCGCCGCCCUGCUAGUUGUCAUGGCCACCAUGCUGGCCUUCCUCAGCCUGGCUACGGUGGGGGUGUAUGUGGCACGGCGCUGGAAGAGGAAGAACUACCACCACUCCCUGAAGAAGUACAUGCAGAAGACCUCCUCCAUCCCCCUCAAUGAGCUCUACCCGCCCCUCAUCAACCUGUGGGAGGUGGACAGUGAGAAGGACAAGGAGGGCGGGGCAGAGAGCAAGCCCUCCCCCGUGGACACCACACGCAGCUACUACAUGUGUUGAGGGGGUCGCCCCUCCCCCAGCACACACAGACACACUUGCAAUGUUGGGGGCAAAAAUCAGAUAGUUGCAAAUGUUUUUAUUUUUAGCUUUGCUAAUAAGUAGCAGAGUGAUAAGGACAGGAUUUGUAUUAGUAUAGCGUAUCGCCUUUGUUUGACUCUAUUUCUCUUUUAUAGUUUGGACUAUUCCAAGAUGGCAGCUGUGUCUAGCUUCUAGUUUGUCUCAGUUGAGCUGCUUUAUGGUGCGUUUUUGAUAGCACAGCCUUUUGGCUUGUUGCCAUGGACCCACUUUCUUAGUGUCGAUAACGCAGCAACAGGGACUACUAGUCUAGUUAAAGGUUCCUCUGGCAGUGUUGGUUGAGAUCACAUAGUUUUUUCUCUCUUUUUGUAAAACAGGUCAUCUGUUGUGCACUGAAAUGUAAAGGAGUUUGUAUGGACUUCAUUUAAAAGCUGACUAAGGGGAUUAGACCUGUUAUACUGUCUACUGAAUAACGUUAGCGAUUGUACGGUAAUGUUGUAUCAACUAUCAUUUGAAACUCUUUUUUAAUUGGGAAAAAAGUAUAAAUUAGUUUGCUGAUAAAUGUUCUGUAAAGCACGAGAAAUGUGAAUGUUUGAUAACAUGCAGUUACUAGGUACAGUAGUAGCUUUAUUUACUCUGAAUUAUUUCUUUCUUAUCUGCUAGAAUCUGUCGCUGACCACUUACUUUUGUUGUGAUUUCAUCACACAAAAUGUUGUAUAUGAGGAAGAAGUUGAAGUAAAUAACAUUUUGAUAUAAAUAUUCUCUCUCAA
Oncorhynchus tshawytscha (Chinook salmon) is the source of this 3881-nucleotide messenger RNA. RefSeq names its product leucine-rich repeat neuronal protein 1-like. The transcript has 2 exons. Bases 949 to 3096 code for a protein of 715 amino acids. Gene Ontology annotation, molecular function: protein binding. Lineage: Eukaryota; Metazoa; Chordata; Actinopteri; Salmoniformes; Salmonidae. The record is from RefSeq and is a predicted model, not a curated record.